AUGCCGCUAACGGGCUGCGAGGUGAUAACGUGGCUCGCGGUAGGCUUGACGAACAAUAGACCGGCCGAUGGUAAAACAAUCGUGUGGCAGAACAUGGGUCAGGCGAUAACGCAGUGCACUAGUGGCCGAUUUUCCGACAUUCUAGUCAUCCCGUCAGAUAAAGGCAACAAAACUGUAUUGAUGUUUGCAGAAGACUACAAACAGAAAAUGCUGGCGUUGGUCAACGACCAUCAAACGUACGAACGUAUUCCACGUGAUCCAACAAGCAGAUUUCAGAAUCAAAACAACAGCAUCGUACAACGGAUCCGAGCACUGGAUCUGAUCGACGACAAAACAGCCAGAUCUUUGAAGACGUACUCAGCGGUAUGCCCAAAAAUCUACGGACAGCCAAAGGCUCACAAAACAGGACUACCACUCCGUCCGGUGGUUCCAAACAUGACCGCGCCAUCAUACAAUUUGGCCAAAUUCGUCGCAAGUAUUCUAAAGCAAUCCAUAGAAAGUCCGUACAAUAUCAAGGAUUCAUUCUCUUUUUGCGAAUUCAUCAAUGGGACCCAACUUCCGCCCAAUCACAUGUUGGUGUCGCUCGACGUCACAGCGCUUUUCACGUCGAUCCCAAAACACCUGGUCAUCGAAAACGUUCGACAAAAGUGGAACGAUAUUAAGCAACACACAAACAUCAAUCAAAGUCUAUUUGUUGAAAUUAUUGAAUUCUGCAUAGAUUCGAGUUACUUCGUCUAUGAGGGCCAGUAUUACAAACAAAAAUUCGGCACAGCAAUGGGCAAUCCGCUCUCUCCAAUAGCAGCGGAUCUUGUGAUGGAGACCCUAUUAAACACCGUCUUGGAAAAUAUGGGUUUCCGUUUACCGUUCAUCCGUAAAUACGUAGAUGAUCUCGUCACAGCAAUUCCCCUAGAAAAACUAAAACAAUUACUCGACGCAUUCAACAGCUAUGACAUUCAUAUCCAGUUCACGCAUGAGCUGGAAAUGAAUAACAGACUACCCUACUUGGACAUGCUACUCAUCAGACAACAAAACCAAAGGGUAACAACUGAAUGGUAUUCAAAACCAAUUGCGAGCGGCAGAUUCCUUGAUUUCUACUCAAUCCACCCUAUGAGUAUGAAGCUAAAUGUUGCCAAAAAUUUCAUCUGUCGAGUAAACAAGCUUUCAACAAGCUUAUCAGAUACGGAGAAACACAAAAUAAUCGACGAUCAUCUGAAGCUGAAUCACUAUCCGUCAAACCUCCGGCACCGACUGGAAAACCGCAUGAAUGAACGACGUCAUCAAACACAGUCUAAUGUCACAGAAGAGAAACGGUUGAAAUAUACCUACCGAUCGCUGGCAUACAUACCGGGCCUAUCGAGCAGAAUCGACAAGCUGCUGAAAAAGGACUACACGAAUAUCAAACUCGCAAACUACAACAUAAAAACAGUAAGACAAAUAUUCAGCAACAUCAAAGAUCCGACACCUCCCGGUCAACAAACAAACGCCAUUUACAACAUUCCGUGCAUUCCGUGCCCAGCCUGCUACAUAGAUAUGACGACAAAUAAGUUAAGUACAAGGAUGAGCGGACACAAAACACACUACAAUACACUAGAUCGUCUCACUGCAACAAACAUAAACAUUACAGAUCCACAAAUAACACUUCUGAGCCAAAAACAGCACUACUUGAACAUAGUAUAG
This is a messenger RNA of Armigeres subalbatus, 1677 nucleotides long. RefSeq lists its product as uncharacterized. Lineage: Eukaryota; Metazoa; Arthropoda; Insecta; Diptera; Culicidae. The transcript has 2 exons. Bases 1 to 1677 code for a protein of 558 amino acids. The record is from RefSeq and is a predicted model, not a curated record.